AUGGAAGAGAUUGGUAUCCAGAUCGACAAGGAGGCAACUGCAGAUCCUACCUUACCCUCGGUUCUUGAUGAGAAGGCCGUCCUGGCUGCUCAGUUACAUUCCGAAGAUGACGUAUACAUGAAAUUCAAGAAACUUCAGAAACAUCUCGAAUUUUUAGAACUUCAGGAAGAGUAUAUCAAAGAUGAGCAGAAGAAUUUAAAGCGAGAAUUGUUGAGGGCACAAGAGGAAGUGAAGCGAAUCCAAUCGGUGCCGUUAGUCAUUGGACAAUUCCUCGAGCCGAUCGAUCAAUUCACUGGGAUCGUUGGCUCGACGACGGGAUCCAACUAUGUCGUCCGAAUCUUGUCUACAAUCGAUCGAGAGCUGCUGAAGCCGUCCAGUUCGGUUGCUCUGCACAGACACUCUAAUUCGCUUGUUGAUGUUCUUCCUCCCGAGGCUGAUAGUAGUAUCAGUAUGCUUGGUGCCGAUGAAAAACCUGAUGUGACAUACAAUGAUAUCGGAGGAAUGGAUAUUCAGAAGCAGGAGAUCCGAGAGGCUAUCGAACUGCCGCUCACCCAUUUUGACCUCUAUACGCAGAUUGGGAUUGAUCCACCUCGUGGGGUGCUACUCUAUGGGCCGCCUGGGACGGGGAAGACGAUGCUGGUGAAGGCGGUAGCCAACCAUACAACGGCCUCGUUUAUCCGUGUCGUCGGCUCAGAAUUCGUCCAAAAGUAUCUCGGAGAAGGCCCGCGAAUGGUCCGAGAUGUGUUCAGAUUGGCGCGAGAAAACGCACCGGCCAUCAUCUUCAUCGAUGAAGUCGAUGCCAUCGCCACUAAGCGAUUCGACGCGCAGACUGGUGCUGACCGGGAAGUCCAACGGAUCUUACUGGAGCUAUUGAACCAAAUGGAUGGAUUCGACCAAGGCAGCAAUGUCAAAGUAAUUAUGGCUACUAAUCGGGCAGACACACUAGAUCCCGCUCUAUUGAGGCCAGGAAGAUUGGACCGAAAGAUCGAAUUUCCAUUGCCAUCCCGUCGAGAAAAGCGACUGAUUUUCCAAGCUCUAGCAAGCAAGAUGAGUUUAGGGAACGAUGUCGAUCUUGAAGAUUAUGUCCAGAGGCCUGAUAAGCUGUCCUCGGCGCAAAUCUCUCAAGUCUGUCAAGGGGCUGGGUUGCAAGCUGUUCGCAAGAACCGAUACGUUAUCUUACCGGUCGAUUUCGAGGAAUCCUGGAAAUCGGUUGUCAAGAAGGGAGAGGAUACUCAUGCAUUCUAUAGAUAA
Messenger RNA from Puccinia triticina, 1251 nucleotides. RefSeq lists its product as uncharacterized. Bases 1 to 1251 code for a protein of 416 amino acids. Gene Ontology annotation, biological process: proteasome-mediated ubiquitin-dependent protein catabolic process. The record is from RefSeq and is a predicted model, not a curated record. Gene Ontology annotation, cellular component: proteasome regulatory particle, base subcomplex. NCBI's taxonomy places the organism in Eukaryota, Fungi, Basidiomycota, Pucciniomycetes, Pucciniales, Pucciniaceae. Gene Ontology annotation, molecular function: proteasome-activating activity; ATP hydrolysis activity; ATP binding. The transcript has 6 exons.